AUGGCGGGGAGCAGUGAGCUUCAUAGCUUUGAAAAAUGUCAGUUGAAAGCAACCACAGUUCGUGAGCGAAAUGAGCUAAUGUUCAACAAUGAGAUACUCAGUGACGUGCACUUUCUGGUGGGAAAAGAUAAAGCAAGAAUUCCGGGCCAUAAGUACGUUUUGGCAAUUAGCAGUCCAGUAUUUUUUGCGAUGUUUUAUGGUCGAAUGGCGGAGCCGGAAGGCGACGUGGCUGUUACAGACUCAGAAGUUGAAUGCUUUAUGGAACUUUUGCGUUUUGUUUACACCGAUGAAGCAGUUUUGACACUGGAUAAUGCUCUUGGCGUGCUGUAUUUGGCAGAAAAAUAUAUGCUGCCAGUUUUGGCAGCGAAGUGUAUCAAAUUUGUCGACGCUAGUUUAAAUCCGGAAAAUGCCCUAACGGUUUUGUGUCAUGCCAGGUAUUUAGCGAAGGAAGAACUUCAAGAGAGAUGCUGGGAGAUUGUAGAUAGUUAUACGACUCAAGUUUUAGACUCAGAGGCAUUUCUUGAACUGGAUAUUGAAACACUGUCACUACUUGUACAGCGAAACACAGUAUCGGCCCGAGAGAUUCAGAUGUUCAAGGCUUUAAACUUAUGGUCGGAAAAUGAAUGUUUUAGACGUGCAAUUGAAGCAACUGCGGAAAACAAGAGAGUUGUAGCUUCGCAAGCAAUGAAAUUUAUAAGAUUUCCACUAAUGUCGCCGCUGGAGUUCGCCGAUGAAGUUGCAAGAUCGGGGAUGCUCUCGUACGAAGAAACAACCAAUGUAUUCUUGUACUUUUUCUCGAGUCACGAAACGAAGCUUCAGUUCUCGAAAAUUCCUCGCACUCCAAGAGAAACUUUAACAAAGAAAACUUUGAGAUGCUUAAGAUUUAAAAGCUGCUGCGGAAACGACUGGUUUUGCGAUACAAGAAAAUCCGAUGCAAUAAAAUUCACUGUUGACAAACCUGUCUACGUGAAGGGGAUCGCUGUGUAUGGUGCAAGCAGAAUUGAAGGCGAUUAUAAAAGCACCCUGGAACUUCUGAGAGAAACUAAAGUCCUCGCUGAGAGAAAAAUGUCUUUCUCAUCCAAUACAAGCUCUGCGCUACAUGAUAUUUUGUUUGAGAGGCCAAUUUUAAUCGAGAAAAAUGUUGUGUACACACUGAACCUUCAGCUGCAAGGUCCUUGUUCACAGAGUGGAAGGGAUGGGUUUUCAGUUGUGGUUACAGAGGGAGUAAAAUUUACGUUUUUUGAGCAUACAAGUCCUAAUGGAACCUCAGUUACUGCAGGGCAAAUACCUGAAAUUAUCUUUCAGCUAUAA
Molecule: messenger RNA, 1311 nt
Organism: Porites evermanni
Lineage: Eukaryota; Metazoa; Cnidaria; Anthozoa; Scleractinia; Poritidae
Source: the annotation of a GenBank genome assembly